Molecule: messenger RNA, 2927 nt
Organism: Octopus bimaculoides (California two-spot octopus)
Lineage: Eukaryota; Metazoa; Mollusca; Cephalopoda; Octopoda; Octopodidae
Biological process (GO): SCF-dependent proteasomal ubiquitin-dependent protein catabolic process
Cellular component (GO): SCF ubiquitin ligase complex
Molecular function (GO): protein binding
Source: RefSeq, a predicted model, not a curated record
UAGCUCCUAAGACAAAUAUGAAUCUUCAGAGACGACAAAAAAACUGAGAGAGUUCGACUAGACAAGAAAACUGGACAAUGAGAUAAGGCUUCAACGGUCAGUUAUGUAUUUUCCUGGUUAAGAAGCUUGAGUUUAUUGAAUGAUAGUGGGAGAGAUAUAAAACGAAGCGGAGCGAGAGAGUGGAAGAAUAAAGAGGGAUAGUGGGAGAAGAGAGAGCGAGAGAGAGAGAGAGAGAGAGAGUAAGCGUAAAAACGGGAAGGAAAGAGUGACAGGCAGAGAAAGUUGGCAGUAAAGGUUGAUGGUGGGGAUGAAAGACUGAAAGAAAAAGGUGAUAAAGGGCAAGUAAUAGAAGGAGAAGAAAGAAAGUAAGCAGGGCGUGAGGUAAAAGAGAAAGCGCAGAGAUAAUGAAUGAGAGUGUUUGAGUGAAGUUUGUAAUGAAAAGGAGGAAAGUGAAGGAGAAAAGAAAUAGAGAAGGCGAGGAGAAGAAACGAAACAGCUAGAAAGAUGAGAUAUAUCUACAGAAAGAAAGAAAUAUAGCGAAAGAAGAGAGAGAGAGAAAAUGAUAGAAAGCUGACAAGUGAGACAGACAGACAGACAGACAGAUAGAUAGAUAGACAGAUAAAAGAGAGAGUGAGAGAUAUAUGGGAAGGUAAAACAUAAAGAGAGAGUGACAUAUACGAAGAAGGAAUAGGGACAGCGUGACAGAGAAGUGAGAAAAUGACAGAUAUGAGGGACAGAUAGAGGAGUGACAGAGAAAAGAGAUAGCUAGAGAGAGGGAAAAUAAGGUAAAAGAGUGAAGUUUGUGAGAGAGACGAAGGUAAUAAGGUUGAAGAAGGCUGAGGAGAGAAAUAUAAUAAGAGUGAGGAAGGCUGGAGAGAGAAAGGUAAGAGAGAGAGAGAGAGAGAGAGAGAGAAAGGUAAAAGAGAGAGAAAGGUAAGACAGAGAGAGAGAGAGACAGACAGACAAUCGGGAAAUAAGAGUGAGUUUUCUUUAAAGUUUUAGUCGAGGUUUCUAUGACUGUCACAUCUUAAAUCAGCCAAACACAUCAUGCGAAAGGUAUUCACUAGAGUUAAAUGGAGUUUCCUUCUCUCUAUAUUUAUAUAUUUAUUAAAUUGUUGCUAUUGAGGAUUGUUAAUGGUCACAAACAUGUAGGAAACAUUGAAGGAGAAAAACAAAUUAAACAAAUAAAACAGAACUAGAAAGAAAUAUUGUCGGCUGGAAUGACUUCAAAUACUCGAACACGGAAUACCAAUUGGAAUGGCAUUUUUCAAGACUUGUUCGGAGACGCAUCCAUGUACAAUAUGAAGUGUCACUCUGCAGGUCCCACACCUGUCAAUUUAUCCAUAAAAGAUCCAGACCAGAAUGGAGAAUCCCUUCAAGACUCAAGCUCUGGGGUUGUAUCUACGACAACGUCUACAUUUAAGGGAUCCUAUUCUUCAUCAGAGUCAUUAUUGGACAGUAGACAUUCUGGGUGGUCGUCUCCGACGGCAACACCAACCAUGCAUAGUAAAUCUUAUGUCAGGCAAAACAAAAAUCAGACUCGUAUGCACAAUCUGACAAAUCCUCAUAAUAAUAAUAAUAAUAAUAAUAAUAAUAAUAAUCACAAUAAUGUGAACAACACUUCUUCUUUGGGAAGUUUCCCUAAUGUGGACAUCAUCAAUGCCAAACUAAACAGAAUUCACCUUGAAAAACCCCCUAAACUCAUGCUUGGUAUGAAAAAAAGCAAAUCCCAAUCCCGUAACUCCCCUUUUCAAUAUCUUAGCGAUGACAUCAUUGUGAAAAUUUUUUCAAACCUGACAACAAACCAGUUGUGCAAGUGCUCACGUGUUUGCAAGCUGUGGUACCGUCUGAGCUGGGACCCAACCCUCUGGACAAGCAUUGUGUUAAACAGCAUAACGCUGGAUGUGGACAAAGCACUACGGUGUCUUACCAAACAACUCAGCUAUAAUACACCAUCAGUUUGUGUGAUUAUUGAAAGAAUCAAUGUCAAUAACUGUGAAAAACUAACUGACAAAGGACUGCACACCAUUUCCAAACGCUGUCCAGAACUUCGGAAGCUGGAAGUCCACAAUUGCAGUAAUAUAACUAAUUCUGCCCUUUUUGACCUUAUAUCGAACUGUGUUAACUUGGAGUAUCUAAAUGUCUCAGGCUGUUUGAAUAUCACGUCCAUCAGUUUAGCCAACUCAAUCCUUGUACGACCAUCAGCCCACUACCUUCAACAAGUUUAUCUGUUAUAUUUAGAUAUGUCAGAUUGUUGUCAUCUGGACGACAAUGGACUUGAGAUUCUCGCCCUUCACUGUUCUCGUCUCCAGUUUCUGUACCUACGUCGAUGCUCUCAAAUAACAGACAAAGGCUUGCAGCAUCUUACUGCUAGUUGUACAGGCCUAAAAGACCUUAGCAUCAGCGACUGCCCAAACAUCACAGAUUUUGGCAUCAUGGAACUGUCUCGAAUGGAACCUGAUCUUCGCUACUUGAGUAUAGCGAAGUGUGACAAAAUCUCAGAUGUUGGCAUAAAAUACAUUGCACAGCACAGUCUGAAACUGCGCUACUUGAACUGUCGUGGCUGCGAGGCCAUAUCUGAUGACUCACUUGAGCGUGUCGUCAAACGAUGCCACCGUCUUAGGUCUUUGGAUGUUGGCAAAUGUGAUAUCACGGACAGAGGUUUAUUUAUCUUAGCUAAACAUGCUCCACAUUUGAAACGCUUGAGUGUGAAAUCUUGCUUUGCAAUCACCGACCGAGGAAUUAUGUUGUUGGCUGAACAUUGCCACCAUCUGCAACAAUUAAACAUUCAAGACUGUCACCUGUCUGUUGAUGCUUAUCGGACUGUGAAAAAGAAUUGUCAUUUCUGCAUCAUCGAACACACCAAUCCUGGUUUUUAUUAAAGAAGUAAAAAUUUUAAAAAAAUAAAUAAAACACUACAAUGCCUA